Messenger RNA from Ipomoea nil (Japanese morning glory), 2815 nucleotides. Its product is annotated as tRNA(Ile)-lysidine synthase. The record is from RefSeq and is a predicted model, not a curated record. Gene Ontology annotation, biological process: tRNA processing. Bases 581 to 2623 code for a protein of 680 amino acids. The transcript has 12 exons. Gene Ontology annotation, molecular function: ligase activity, forming carbon-nitrogen bonds; ATP binding. Lineage: Eukaryota; Viridiplantae; Streptophyta; Magnoliopsida; Solanales; Convolvulaceae.
AUGUGCUCCAUUUCAACUAAAAGCAACCAAAAGCAUAAGCUGAUAGUUGAACUUCACAUUUAUGUUUAUAUAAUACAUGCUCAACACUCUUAAAUUUCCCUGGGGGUAGGGAUGGGGAUGGUGAAUAUGCUCCUCCCCUUUUGUCUUGCCCCAUUGCCAUUCUUGAUGUGUAGCAUUCUGCUUACCAUUUGCUGGCUUCAACAUAUGAGUUUAACUGAGAUUGACUGCUGAAUUUUUGCUUCCCAAAUUAAGUGUUUUUUUUCCCUGUAAUUCUUAGUUAUUUGUCAAUGAAUUUCAGUUUCCUGUAAAGAUUUAUCCUUUUCUGUGCUUAAAUGUUUAUUGUGCAGAAAUUGGGGUUUCUUUUUUCUUCUUCCCCUGAUUUUUUCUUUGUUAAUCAUCCACAUUACCUCAUGCAGGAUUGAAGACCUGGUUCUAAUAAUAUAAGUGACUCUAAACACUGAUUUAAUUUAAGGACAUGAUUAAACUCGAAGGGGUGGAAGUAAAUUGCUGUGCUUCAAUCACAGUUUCCUUGUGGAAUUAAGGUAGGGGAGUGAAGGUGGUGCUCAUUUCUCAGCUAUCAAUGGCUCAGACCAGAACCUCCUCGCACUUCCAACUCUUAUCCUCCCUUUCUAAAACCUCGUGUAAACUCUCCAAAUUCAGAGAUUACACUUCCUUCUUUUAUGUUCGUGCUCUAUGCUCUUGCUCCAGUCAUCACCAGGCAAACGGGACAAUUGAGUUGUCAAACUAUAAAGAGACUUUUGCCAAGCGCAUGGCCAUGGCUGGCCUCAAACCUCAUCAUCGUAUUGCAUUGGGUGUUUCUGGUGGUCCCGACAGCAUGGCCUUGUGUGUAUUAGCUGCGUCAUGGAAAACAAGCCAUGGUAUUGGUCUUAUUGCUGAUAAGAGAAGUGAGUCCAUUGAUGGACUUUUGGCUAUUGUUGUUGACCAUGGAUUACGCUCUGAGAGUAAAGCUGAGGCCAAUCUUGUUCAGCGUCGAGUUACUGAUAUGGGAAUUAAAUGUGAGAUUGCUCACUGUGAAUGGCCUGAAGGUAGACCAAAACAGGGCCACUUGCAAGAAGCAGCUCGUAAUAAAAGAUAUGAAAUUUUGCAAAGUGUUUGCAUCCAACAUCACAUGAGCGUGAUAUUAAUUGCACAUCAUGCAGAUGACCAGGCAGAGUUGUUCAUUCUGAGAUUAUCUCGGAAUAGUGGUGUGCUUGGGCUUGCUGGCAUGGCGUUUGUAUCAGAAUUGUUCUAUAAACAACCAUCUUCCAAUCUGGAACCUUCCAGACACCAUAGAUCUGUAUUGGUUAGACCGCUCUUGGAAUUCUCAAAGGAAGAUAUGUACAAGAUAUGUCAAGCGGCCCACCAAGAAUGGGUGGAGGAUCCAACUAAUCAAAGCCAAUUAUUUGCUCGUAAUAGAAUUCGAAUGUCAUUGACCAACUUGUCAUCAUCUGCCUUCAAAGCCGAGGUACAAGAUCUUAUAACAACCUGUCGAAGAACAAGGUUGCAUGUUGACAGAAUUUGUUCCAACCUAAUUCAUCAUGCCGUGAUCAUCACACCUCUAGGGUAUGCAGUGGUUGAUCUAGGACUUCUGAACCCCUCAAAAGUCAAGGACAUAAUCCUUUCAAAGUUCAUUUCCUUAAUUUUGCAGUUUGUUUCCCAAAGACAAAGACCUAUCCGAGGGAGCGCUUUAAAGUUGCUACUUGACUAUAUUCGUACUUUCCCAUGCAAGACCUGUCUUACAGCAGCUGGUUGUUACCUAAGUCCGGCACCUGGUUCCAAAGGCACCAAAAUGUUGGUCUGCUGCUCUCCCAAUGCCGAUCUCCCUUUGAAGACGGAAUUACUGGAUACAUCUGUCAAUGAAGUGCAGAACUGCUAUUCAAGUGAUAUAGAGCAAAUAAUAACAGAAGCAAAAUUAUAUGCAGAUCAAUUUUCUCGGGAUGAAUUGGGUGUGCGAUAUUUAGAUUUAAGAUCUUCAGAUUCUGUUCUAAUUGAAGCCAAAAGGCAAGGUGUUCUUAGUGAGUCUACGUAUUGGAGUAUUGUUUCUUUGCAGGAAAAGGAGAGUGAAAAUUUCCGGUCUCAAUCUGAUAUUGAUUUCCAGUUACAAAAUGAAGAACCUGCCAAUGAUGUUCCAAGCAGAGUACUUUACGAAGAGAAAACUGGUUACUUCAUGAACAGGUUUUUGGUGAAAUGGAAUUUGAACAAGAACUUGUUUUCCACGAAAGACACAGAUCUUAGUAGAGUGGAAAGUUGGAACUCUUGCAGUUCACGCGUAAUUGGUCAUGAUUUGUUAGUUGAGGUGCGGCACAUGGUGGAUGCCGAUUGGCUGUAUCUUGCAAAGCUAGCAGAGAGUCGGAAUGAAUUAGUGCCAUUUCCUUCUGGUGUUGACUGUAAAACUGGGAGAAUCUCGUGUUCUGAUUAUGUGAAGCAAUCAGCCGAAAGGGGUCUCCUUGCAUUGAAAUCUAUUCCAGUUGCUGCAAGAAGAACUCUACCUGUCUUGGUUAACAGUGAUGGACUGCUACUAAGCAUCCCGAGUAUUGAGUUCCAGCACUGUCCCUGCUUGGUGGCUUCUGCUGUGUUCAAGCCCAUGGUACCACUUGGUGCUGGUUACACUUCAUUCCUCUAGUUUUUACUUUUAAUUUAUUGGACCCUUGUACACCUUACUUAGUGUAGUCUAAUGACUUAUGUUGUAAUCUUUUAUUUGUAAGAUUAUUAUUUGAUUGUUUAGGAUGUUGUAUUUACUGUAGUUGGCAUAUUCAUUAUUUGUACUAGAUAUACUUGUUAAUCAAGUUUCUUUGUAAUAUAUUACUGUCUAUUU